AUGCCUUCGAAAGCGAAGGUGGCGAUCGCUUCGGGUGCCGCAUCAGCAAUGCUCCUUGCUCCUGGCUUCGUGACCACUCCAGGGGUGCCCAGGGCCCUGGAACAAAGGAGUGCCGCUGCCGCCCCUCAGAUCGCUGGCGCUCAAAGCCAAAGUGCACCUUGGGGCAAGGCCGCACUGGCCACUGGGCUUUUGCUUGGCUCCGUGCAGAUGUCGGGGCGAAGGCAGGCCCGAAAGGCCCAGGCCAGAGUUACUGCUUCAGCGGCGAAGGUCGACACGGUCGGGAUCAUUGGUUGUUCCGGUGCUGUGGGAAAGGAGAUGCUGGAAUGCUUGGAGGAUCGAAAAUUCCCCACGGACAAAGUAAGGCUUUUCGGCAACAGCUCCGCCGGAACAAAGGUUUCUUCCUCUUCCUUUGGCGAGAUUGAGGUGGAGAAGUUUUCACUUGAAGCCGCACAAGAGUGUGACAUUUGUCUCAUGGCCGUGUCGGGCGACUUCUCUCUGGAAUGGGGGCCCAAGAUUGCUGGUGGACCCAAGAACACGCAGGUCAUUGACAACUCAUCUGCAUGGAGGUACGACAAGGACAAGCCACUGGUAAUUCCGGAGAUCAACGGAAAGGGCCAGGUGGAUGCACCACUCAUAGCCAACCCGAACUGCACAACCGCGGUGGGUGCCAUGGCGCUGUGGCCCAUCCAUCAGAAGUACAAGUUGAAAAAGGUGCUGAUGUCAACCUACCAGGCGGCUAGCGGUGCCGGAGCUCCUGGCAUGGCCGAGCUGGAGGAUGGCCUCUCGACCUGGGUGAAGGAUGGAGCUGUACCGGAGCCCAAGUUCUUUGCCCACCAGUUGCCUUUCAACGUCAUUCCUCAGAUCGACAAGUUCCAAGAGAACGGCUACACCAAGGAAGAGAUGAAGGUCACUUGGGAGUUGCAGAAGAUCUUCGGCUUGGACGACGAUGUGAAAGUUUCCUGCACUGCCGUUCGAGUCCCGACCCUCAGGGCACACUCCGAGACCAUCGUCGUGGAGACCGAGGAGCCCAUCAAGCCUGAUGAUGUGCGCAAGCUGCUCGAGUCUUCUGAGGGUGUGAAGGUCGUAGAUGACCCGGAGAGCUUGAAGUACCCCAUGCCACUGAACGCAACUGGCCACUACGAUGUGGAAGUCGGCCGAAUCCGGCAGAGCAUCGUAUUUGGGGACCAUGGCAUUGAGUUCUUCGUUUCUGGUGACCAACUCCUCCGAGGAGCAGCGCUGAAUGCCGUCAUCAUUGCUGAGGACGCAGUCAAAGCGCAUGCGCUCUACGCCGACAUCUCCGAAUCCUCUGCGGCUGCUUCGAAAUGGGACCCGCUACAGCGACCGAAGCCCAAUGCCGAGGCUGAUAUCAGCCAAGCGUCACGUGAACAAGAUGUGGGCACGGCCACGUACACGGCCAAAGGGCCCACCCCGGACGAAGACCAAAGUCUGAAGCUGAACCGCUCACAGGCGGCAGCCCUUCGGCUGGUUCUUGAAAGGCGCAGGCGAUUCAGUCUUGUCCAGGGACCACCAGGUACCGGCAAGACAACGACUGCAGUGUCCAUCAUCUGUGGGUGGACGCGAAGAGGCCCAGUCUUGGCAAGCGCCUUCAGCAAUCGCGGGACGGACAACUUGGCGGAGGUGUUGCACAACCUGGGAGUGCGGGUUUUGAGGGUGGGCCUGUGUCCCCAAGACCGACCAUACUCGUUCGAGACGCGCCUGCGGGAGUGUGGCAAGCAGCGCGGUGAUGCAGGAAUGCGCCAUGUCAUGGAAACGAUAGAUGCCGACACCAGCAAGCAGUUUGCUUCCGGUGUAGACUCCGAAGAUCUGUGCAGUGGGCAGCUGGACUUGGUAGCGGAUAUUCAGAGCGAUGAUGACAAGCCAGAGCCAGAAUUCCAUUGGAUAGAGUCGCAGCUUCAAUCCGUUCUACCGGAGAUUCCCAUUGUGAAAUGUUGGAUGCCGCCAGCACUCUCACCGUCCGAGCUUUGUGCCGCGCACAUUGUCCUAAACCUUCCCAUUGUGGAUGCUGUGCGGGCUGCAUGCGAGCGAACUGGACCUUUCAGCCACGCAAAGACCGCCGAGGCCGCCGGCUCGCCCGAACUUCGCUUGCAGCAAAAAGCACGCGUUUGGCGGUGGAGCGAUGGACGGGGCUAUGUAGUCCAUCCAGUCUACCCGGAAGGCAGGCGGCAGGUGUGCAACGAGGUUUGCUUCACCCGCGCUUUGCUGCACUUGGCCGGCCACGGUCUGUCGAACACGGACGUGGAAGUGCCAAAGCUGUCAUCGCAGCAUUUCUCCGUCGUAGAGAUGCAAGACUUCUGCCGGUUUCUCCGGGCUGGUUCCAGGGAAGGGACUUUGGUGCGGCGAUCCCUGGCGAGUUUGGAGGUCUUUCACGGUGAUGGCUUCUCUUUGCAAGCCGAGCUCUGCGACAGCUUUGAUGACCUGAACCGAGACUGGAUCUCCUCCUCAGCAAUGGCUGCCCUUGAAGGACCAGCCCCGUGCAAGCCUGGGCAGGGGCCGGCAAAGCUCGCAUUGGAUGAAGCGCUGCAGAUGCAAGAUAUGCUGAUUGCUGGAUACUCUGCACCAGAGUUUCAGGCAGAGUUACAUCGGCGCUGGGAGGCGGCCGGUGGCAUGGAGCUUUUGCAGGUCAAGGCUCGCCAGGAGGCCUGUGCUCAGGUGCAAUACCCAAUUCUUCAGCACUUCGGAUUUCAGCCGUCGCGUCGUGGCGUUGCACAAAGUGUGGCCGCUUUCAAGGAGCACAACGCCCACCCGGAGGUGGCCGCCCGAAAUGCAAAGUUGCAGUUCCUGGUCAAUCCACCGGCUCAAGAUGAAGAUUUCAAGCGACUCAUGCAGAUACAGCCUUGUGGUGGAGAACCAUCCUAUGCCGCCCUUCGUUUGCCAUCGCUCUACCAUGAAGACCGCGAGCUGGUGAGAUUGGUUCGGCAAGGCUUGCUGGGGCAACUUCGAGCCGCCGUCGAACACAGGCUUUCGAAUCCAAACACCAUCGUUCCUGAAAAGCUGGGCUUCCUUUGUGAGGCGCGGACCCGGUUUUACUUCAUCGAGGAAAAGACAGCAUUGAUGGUCGCUGUUGAGGAGGGCAACCAAGAGGCAUUUGACCUUCUCCUCGGCUUUCACCACCUCCUCGAUGUCAACGUCAUUUGUCGUGAGUGGUCUCUUUCAGCAGCGUACAAGACAUACACUGCUCUAGAUAUAGGCCGCAACUGUGUUCGCGCGGGGCAUCCAAAGUGUGCCAAGCCAAUGGUGAGACAACUGCUCGCUCAAGGGGCUAAGUCUGCCGAAGCCUUAGAAGUUCCACCCGGACGCCAGAACCCCUUUCUGAAGUGGAGAGAAUACUUUCCGGAUGCGAAGCUUGACAACAUCGGCGCGGAGUAUGCCACGGGUGAAGGAGAGGAUGUGAGACCGGAUGCUGGACCACAGCGUUCUACAAACCAGCGUGAGGCAUCGCCGGUUCGCUACUCCCGCAUUCCCCCCAAGACUCUUCCUGGCUUCGCAUGGAACUUUCCUGAUCUUGCUGUUGAAGAUGACAUGGAGUUCUCAGCAGUUGUUGCAUCGAUUAAGAAGACUCUACGCGCUCAAUCAUGUGCAGAGGCAGAGGACAGACAACGACUCCUUCGCCAGCUGUUUUUGGAGUGGCACCCUGACAAGCGAAGAGGGGAGGUAGCAUUAGCCACGAAAGUGUUCCAAUGGCUCCAGCGCUUGAAGGAGCAGGCUACUUAA
Molecule: messenger RNA, 3732 nt
Organism: Symbiodinium necroappetens
Lineage: Eukaryota; Dinophyceae; Suessiales; Symbiodiniaceae
Source: the annotation of a GenBank genome assembly